Gymnodraco acuticeps is the source of this 6201-nucleotide messenger RNA. RefSeq names its product transmembrane protein 39A (gene tmem39a). Gene Ontology annotation, cellular component: endoplasmic reticulum membrane. Gene Ontology annotation, biological process: negative regulation of autophagosome maturation; negative regulation of autophagosome assembly. Lineage: Eukaryota; Metazoa; Chordata; Actinopteri; Perciformes; Bathydraconidae. The coding region runs from base 2086 to 3567 and encodes 493 amino acids. The transcript has 9 exons. The record is from RefSeq and is a predicted model, not a curated record.
UCUCUUUCUGGUCCUUCCACCAGGGCACACAAAUCUGACUUGAUCUCCGCCCCAUACAGCUGUGUCCAGAGCACCAUCUCGCUGUUUGGAGGCACAACCACUGAUUCCUGGCGGGUCAACCUGGCCACUCCCACCGGUCCAUCCGAGGAAUCGAUUUGUGACACCUUUUGGCAGACAGCAAAGGCACGUUCCCACUCUCCUUUGGCUUGUUGGGACAUGGUGGCUCCGAAUGCAGUCAGCCCGGGGUGGACACCCUGAAACAGUUCUUUCCAGCAGUGUGAAAUCACAUUUAUCCCUAGUAUACCUCUUUCCGCCUUCAGACACUCAUCUUUGACAAUGAUGACUCCUUUUCCUGGCACAGUGACUCCUCCCACUGAGAAAUCCGGGAUGGCGUACCCGGUGUAGGGGAUCUUUAGUCCAUUGGCUGCCUUGAGCGUUAGCCAGUGCAGAUCUUGUGGGUUUAUUUUCUGUUCUCCACUCAACCAUUUCUGAAAGAAAGUUUCACUAAACAGCGUAACUUGUGAGCCUGUAUCAAGCAAGCAGGGCAAUUUUACUCCUGCUACUAGUAUGUCAACCCCUGGGCACUCCCCAACAAUAGAGGGCCUGUCUGCUUGGUUUCCCUGAUUCCCCUCCCCAACCACAUGGCUCUCAGUGGCUGAGGCUGUUAGUUUAACGGCCCCCUUACAUGCUGGCAGUUUCUCUGAAUAUGGCCAGCCUGCCCACAGCCUCUGCAAAUAGGUUGGCCACGUUGGUCCCACUCGAACCUUUGUUGCCUGGGGGAGGAUGCGUUAUGGCCUCUCUGAGCUAGUCUGUUAGGGGGUGGGGUAGAGUCUCUGUGCCCAACUGGGGCAUUUUGUGGUGAGAGUUGGCGUCUGAUCUCUUCUGUAAGAGUCUCUGUAAUAAUGGACAGUUGGUCUUUCAUUUCUUUCCUGAGUUCAGUUCUUACUGUUUCUCUCCAUUCUUCCAGGCUAGGUGGUGCCAUGGCCGGUCGUGGCUGUGGCACUGAAACACGUGAUGCACAGGCAGACUCCAUCCUUAGUUCAGUUUCUAAUGCUUUAACUUCACCAGACACCUCACGGAAGGACAUUGUAGGAUUUCUACGCACCUGCCGUUGAAGUUCCUGUUGUACCAUACCGGGCUUCAAACCAAGGACAAGCUGGUCUCGGAUAGUCCUCUCAUCCUGGGCUGAGCCAGCUGGUUCCACUUCUUCCCAUUGGUGGAAUAGUUCACGGAGCCGAAGGAGGAAAGAAGCAGCAGUUUCUUCUUCUUGUUGGUAACAUUUGAAGAAACUGUGCCCGAAGCUGGGCUACUGGGGUUACACGUCCAUACAGUCUCCUGCAGUAUGGCUAUGCUACUUGAGAGUUUGUUGGGGUCAAGCAGCCGCAUCUCCCUUUUUGCGUCACCCUCAAGUGCCCCAAAAAUAAAAUCAAUUUUCUGUUCCUCAUUUAAUCCUUGUGCCCUCAGCAUUGCCUGAACCUGCCCAUGCCAUUCAGAAAAACACAUCUUGCUUCGGUCAGCAUUGAACUUUGGGAUCCAUGGGACUCCCAUAAACCAAUGCAUCAUCAUUGCAUUUACCACAGGCUGACUAUUUUCUAGCCUGCCCCCAUUUUCUGAUGACCCACUGGGCCUUACAGCUUCAUAUUCUUCAUCGUAAAAUGGUUUAUUUGUACAAAGUUACCUUAAAAACACUCCUUUGAUAAAUACUUAAAAUAACGUAAGGUUAAAAUAAUGUUCAAUAAAUAUAAACCAGUUACUUAAGAAUUACAGUGCUAGCAGGGGUUGAUACAAUUCUGAAAGUCCUGUCCGCUUGGAAGCGAACUCAACUCCGGGUUUUUGCCAGGCAGAAGUGCAAGGUUCAAGUCCCUUCCAGGAAAUCCAGUGCCAGGAUUUCCACGUUGCCGGCACGCCGCACUCUGUCCGUCAGCCUCUGGUCGCGGAGCCCUCGGUAAACAACAAAAGGAGACUCAGGGGAGGAGACAACAAUUGGCCUGACUGUACAUGGUGGCUCGUUGAGGAGAAGGGGAGGAGUGCCAGCGGCUGUUGGUUGGUGGGCGGCAUCCGUGGUUGCCAAGGUAACUGGCAACCAUGCCAGGAGGUCGCAGGGGUCCCAGCAGACAGCAGCUAAGUCGCUCUGCUCUGCCGUCCCUGCAGACUCUGGUCGGAGGCAACAUCAGCAAUGGGACAGGCAUCAGGAACAGGAGCAGUAACGUGGUGGGUCAGUCUGCGCCCCCUAUCUCGGCCCUCAUUAUUCCGGAGCCGGUGCGUCACUCAAGGAUCCCCGAGCUGCCGUUGGACAGCAGCCUGCUGUUUGAGUUCCUGCUCUUCCUGUAUCUGCUGGUGGCCUUGUUUGUCCAGUACAUAAACAUCUACAGGACGGUGUGGUGGUACCCGUACAGCCACCCUGCUGCCUCUACCUCGCUCAAUUUCCAUCUGAUGGACUACCACCUGGCUAUCUUUAUUACAGUCAUGUUGGCCAGGAGGCUUGUUUGGACUAUCGUUUCAGAGGUGUCUCAGAGCAGCGGCGGAUCCCUUCUCCGCUACGUGGUUCUGAUCGCAGCGCGGCUCAGCCUGCUGACGCUCUGCGGCUGGGUGCUCUGCUGGACGCUGGUCAACCUCUGCAAGAACCACUCUGUGCUCAACCUCCUCUUCCUGGGAUACCCAUUUGGUGUGUACGUCCCUCUUUGCUGUUUCCAUCAGGAGGGAGGGAAAAGCCAAACGGCACCAGCUGACAGCGAUUACCCCGCAGACCACCAGCAGACAGAGCUCACAGAGACCCCGUUCUUUCGACCACGUGACUUCCUCUUCCUGUUGCGAGAGAACCUCAGAGAGCAGUUUUCCAGUCCCCCGCACAUGCCUACACACACCUGCCCUCCACACACACACUCGCACACGCCGGAGUUAAUUCGAGCAGAGGUGGAGGAGCUAAAGAGCGACUUCAACCGUAGAAUCAAGGAAGUGCUCUUCAACUCGCUGUUCAGUGCUUACUACGUAGCCUUCCUGCCUCUCUGCUUUGUUAAGAGCACGCAGUACUAUGACAUGCGCUGGUCCUGUGAGCAUCUGAUCAUGGUGUGGAUCAAUGCGUUUGUGAUGCUGAUGAGUCAGCUGCUGCCGCCUAGCUACUGCGACCUGCUGCAUCGCUCGGCCGCUCACCUGGGCCGCUGGCAGAAACUGGAGCACGGCUCGUACAGCAACGCUCCUCAGCAUGUGUGGUCAGAAAGUACCAUUUGGCCUCAGGGGGUGUUGGUACGACACAGUCGAUCGCUGUAUAAGGCAGUCGGAACCUAUAAUGUUGCUCUGCCCUCUGAUGUUUCCCAUGCAAGGUUUUAUUUCCUGUUCCACAAGCCCUUGCGGAUCCUGAACCUGCUGAUCUGGAUCGAGUCCAGUGUGGUUUUGUACCAGUUAUACUCUCUGCUGCGCUCCGAGCGCUGGAACCACACUUUGUCUCUGGGCCUUAUUCUCUUCUGCAACUACUAUGUCCUUUUUAAACUGCUGCGAGAUCGCAUCGUGCUGGGCAAAGCCUACUCCUACCCUGUGUCCUCCAACAGUUUGGGGCUCAAGGUGCAGUGAUCCUCCACGUAUUCUUGUUGUGGAGGCGAGACGGGUGGGGGUCUGGAAAAGGACCGGAGGGUUGAUCCGCACUCACGCUUGGAGGAUGAGGGACAGACUGUGAACUCGUAACCAUGUUUUGAUAUGGUUCUAUUUGUAAUGCAAUGUUUAUAUACCUAUUUAAAAGAAUAUUUUUAUUUUGUAUACUAUUUUGAGUUACGCCGGGCAUUAGCAUGUUGUGUUAUGUUGUUGCUAGGCGACAGGGAAGUCAGGGAAUGCCAGGAGGUGACUUUCACCAAAGAUAUUUUAAGUGCAGGUGGCCAAUCACAGAGCAAGCCUGGCCUCUGACAGUCAGUCAAACAGACGAGCCACUCAGAGCAGUGGAAGGAGUUGUGCCUCAGAUCCUGACUCAUAUCUGUCCAUCAAGUGUGAGGCAACAGCACAGUUGGCGCAAAGAUGGCAAAAAGGCAGAAAUGUAUUCAAUGUCUAGCCUGGUUAAACCGAUAGUAACAGAAUCUGCCUUCCAGCACCUCUAAAACUCACUCAUCAGCACGUAUGUCUCCUUUGUUUAAUAAGAACAAAUAUGUAAGCGUAAAAACAACAGCGCCAGACUAUUUAUUGGCUUUGAGCAGUUGCCAGGCAACCACAUAUAUUUGUCUUGUCAUUUUCACACAUUUGAAUGAAUUAAACAAAGGAGAUUGAAUGUGUUUAUUAGUUUGUAACCUUUAGCCAGUCUUGCUGUUUCCCACCGUUUCCAGUCUUUGUGCUAAGCUAACCUGCUGAAUCAAAGUGUGGCUCCAAACAGAGCCUCAGUGUGGAUUUGAACCACCAAGUAGAAUAAAACGUUGGUACAACCUUCAGAUGAGUUUAUAGGGAAAACACCUUAGGUACUCUGAUCCACUUCCUCUGCAGAGAUGGCGGUAUUCUUCCUCAAUCACAUUAGGUACUUUGUUUUUCACUCUCAGUAUCUGCUUCUUUCAUUUCAUUGGCUAUCUGGAAGGCAGUUACAGCACCAGUCUUUACAAACGUACACCCGAGUGUCAACCGGUGUGUGGGGGUGGAAAUACUAUUGGCAUCUGUAAAUUAAAAGCACACCCACAAAUCAUUUCAGAAAACAGCUUAACCCUGACUGUUAUUUCUUGUCAUAUAGCCCUGCCUGCUCUGGUUGUUCCUUAAGAAGUGUUAACUUUGCAGGGCUGCUGCUGUACCCAGAUGAGGAUUAAAGUCAACUUGCUGAUGCCUGACUGACUACCCUUUUGACAUGCUGAAAAGUUCUCAAUGACUAAUUUGUGUUAAAGGUGAUCCAGUCAAUGUUUUCGAUUUGGUGCCUCAAUGCUUAAACCAUAAUGGUAUUGGGACCAUAUCGCAAUAGGGUCAAAGGAAUAAAUGUGGCUAAUAAUAAAGAUUUCUGUUGGUACGUCCUAGGACCUAACAUUUCUCACUCUGCAAAUAUAUCAUAUUGUCAUCGUGCUCUCAUGGAUUUGACAGCAGAGGGUGUUCUUAUAGUGACCUUUCCAUGGGUGAUGAAGAGAGACUGUAUGCGUCACAUCAUUACCAGUUUAUGUAUUCUAAGUUACCGGUAUGGUGUUUGAAACAGGUUGCCUUGCAUGCUGUUGCCUUUUCUGUUAAGUCACAUUUGGCGAACAUCCUUUUACUCCAAAGUAUGUUUCUCUUUAUGAGCCUCCUCUCAUUCCCCGUCUCUAACUCAGUCAAAAACUAAAAGCAGUACUAAGUAGGCUGUUCAGUAUUCAGAUAGAAAUCAACAGAAAAAAGUUUUUUUCCUUUCCUGAGGUUCAAAUCUAAGUAGAAAAUCAAAAGAUCGAUGUUUCCUGUGAGGUCGUGAAUCUCACAUUGACUGCUUCAGUCAAGUUUCAUGUUGAGUGUAAAUGAGAUGGAGGCAACUACUGUUGAGAUGAACUAGUGUGUACUUGUCUGGAUCACCGGUGCUGCUCUGUGUCUCUAUGAGUUUGACGAUUUGUUUUUCUUAUACACAAAUGCCAUACAUGUGCCCAUUACUAUGCUUAUUCUGCACAUCCAGCCCUUAAAUCCUCUCCUCUGUGUUUCUGCUUUAUUUUGCAGUCAUUUUCCACUUGAAUGUAGCAAAUGUUUCUUGAAUUGGCAGGUAUUUAAGGGUAGUAGCACCAGCCUCCGAUUGAGCACCAUCACAUCAAUUUCAGUUUUUUAAUGGGUGUACUUGUAUCACCCUUAUCUCAGUAACACAGAGGGAAGACAUUUUUAAGUUUGAUUGAAAUCUUGUUCUUGAAUGUUAAGUCUUUGCUCAAGUUUGACACAUUCUUUGUUUUUUAAGAAACCCAUAACACCACAACUGAAGAAGAGGUUUUUUUUAGGUCCUAUAAGAGCUUGACCACAUUGCCCCAAAGUGUAUUUGGUGUUUCUUCAGCUUAUAGGAAACUUGAAAACAGGUUUUUAUUAAAACUGAAGCUGAUGAUCUGUUUUUCGUCUACAGCUAUGAAAGUUGUCAAAUUUGCAGUUAGUUUUCCAUGUGCCAUAUCCCCGGAUUCAGUUGAAUGUGUUGCUGCUGGAGAAGUCAUUGGAGCUGGUCCUCAUAUUUCGGCUUUUUACUCUGUCUAGUUUCCCCACAUGAUUUCUGAAAAUGCCUUUUGACAUCCAAAAUAAAACAAAUGUUUAAAAUAA